CAUACAGGCGUGAAUCAGCUUGGUGGUGUAUUUGUCAAUGGACGUCCUUUACCCGACCACAUACGUAAUCGUAUUGUCGAGUUAGCGCAUCAAGGCGUACGGCCCUGCGAUAUUUCCAGGCAGUUACGUGUAUCUCAUGGAUGUGUUUCCAAGAUUCUGGGUCGUUACUAUGAAACUGGAUCAAUACGACCCGGUGUUAUCGGCGGUUCCAAACCAAAAGUAGCGACACCCAAAGUGGUGCAAACAAUUGCUGCAUAUAAAAAAGCAAAUCCGACAAUGUUCGCUUGGGAAAUUCGUGAAAAGCUUCUCGAGGUUACUGCCGUAAUAUUUCAAAAACAAAAAGAAGAAGAAGAAAAAAAAAUAAGAACAAAAAGACAAAAAAAGCAGCAAUAA
Messenger RNA from Enterobius vermicularis (human pinworm), 393 nucleotides. NCBI's taxonomy places the organism in Eukaryota, Metazoa, Nematoda, Chromadorea, Rhabditida, Oxyuridae. The record is from the annotation of a GenBank genome assembly.